Molecule: messenger RNA, 1641 nt
Organism: Hibiscus syriacus
Lineage: Eukaryota; Viridiplantae; Streptophyta; Magnoliopsida; Malvales; Malvaceae
Product: TBC1 domain family member 15-like
Exons: 12
Coding region: 191-1471 (426 amino acids)
Biological process (GO): activation of GTPase activity
Molecular function (GO): GTPase activator activity
Source: RefSeq, a predicted model, not a curated record
CCCUUGUCUCCUAGAAAAUAGAAAGAAAGGGAAAGAAAGGGAAAGAAAGAAAAUACAAAAGAAACGCGGCGAUGAAGGAAUUUUUGUAGCAUUUCCAAUCCGUUGCUACUUGCCUGCAACGAAGUUGGCCUUUUCCAUCCGAUUUCAUCACUCUGCAAAUAAAUGAUUAGGGUCUCUUGUUUAGAAUUAGAUGGUUGAUUGGGCGGCAAUAGAAGGGAUAUUUGGUAGAAAUGCGGGAACAGAGGAGUUGGAGUCCUUUUAUCCCAUAAGACCAGAAUGCUUAGCUGAUAUUCCAAAGACCCGCUUUCGGCCUAGGGUAGGGAAAACACUUAGUUCAAGGAGAUGGCAUGCUGCAUUCUCUGAAGAUGGUCACCUCGAUAUAGAAAAAGUUCUUAGACGAAUCCAACGAGGAGGUAUUCACCCUUCAAUCAAAGGGUUAGUCUGGGAGUUCCUUUUAGGUUGCUUUGAUCCUAAUAGUACCUUUGAUGAACGGAAUCAGCUUAGAGAGCAAAGGAGGGAGCGAUAUGGCAUGUGGAAGACUGAAUGCCAGAAGAUUGUGCCAGUAAUUGGUAGUGGAAAGAUCAUUACAAAACCAAUUAUUACUGAUGACGGUCAACCAAUAGGAGUCGAAGGUGGUGAUGUGCCACCUGAUGUUUCAGACAAGAAAGUUGCUCAGUGGAUGCAAUCCUUGCAUCAAAUUGGUUUGGAUGUUGUCCGAACUGAUCGAGCACUUGUCUUUUAUGAGGAUGAAGCUAAUCAAGCAAAACUCUGGGAUGUUCUUGCUAUAUAUUCCUGGGUAGAUGCUGAUAUCGGUUAUGUUCAAGGAAUGAAUGACAUAUGCUCUCCAAUGGUAAUACUUCUUGAAGACGAAGCUGAUGCAUUUUGGUGUUUUGAGCGUGCAAUGCGCAGACUGAGGGAGAACUUUAGGUGCAGUACAACUUCAAUAGGAGUGCAGUCCCAGCUUGGUACACUUUCACAAGUAGUUAAAACUGUUGACCCUAAGCUUCAUCAACACCUUGAGGAUCUGGAUGGAGGGGAAUAUUUGUUUGCGUUCCGCAUGCUAAUGGUGCUUUUCAGGCGAGAGUUCUCGUUUGUCGAUGCUUUGUAUCUUUGGGAGGUAAUGUGGGCAAUGGAGUACAACCCUAAUAUCUUCUCGUAUUACGAGCAACCCGAUGCAGCUCUAGAUGACGAAACCACAGAACCAAUAGAUCCGAAGAUGCUUAAGCAGUAUGGUAAAUUCCAAAGAAAAAAUGUGCAGUGUGGACAUGCGGAUAAAACCAGCGCACUCUCGGUCUUCCUUGUUGCUAGCGUUCUUGAGACCAAGAAUAAACAGAUUCUAAAGGACGCCAAGGGUCUCGAUGAUGUCGUCAACAUAUUGGGUGAGAUUACUGGAAACUUGGAUGCCAAGAAAGCAUGUCAAAAGGCACUGAAGAUUCAAGACAAGUACUUGAAAAAGGCCAAGAAGUCAUAGGUGCAAUCUCAUCAAUCUUUUUAGAACUUCCUUUGGAACCUUUCCUUGCUUUUUCUUCCUUCCUUCAUUUUGUAAUUCUUUGUAUUCGUUUAGCUUUUGACAUUUUAUAUUCUAAAUGUCUCACUUUUAUUUUCUAAUUUGCCUUCUCAUGUAUCUCAACUAUUUACAGG